Diabrotica balteata is the source of this 3249-nucleotide messenger RNA. Lineage: Eukaryota; Metazoa; Arthropoda; Insecta; Coleoptera; Chrysomelidae. The record is from the annotation of a GenBank genome assembly.
CUGAUUGAUACUCUCCCUGAUUCAUUAAUAACCUAUUCCAAGCACGUUUUUUUAUAUACACAAAAGUAGAAAGACAUCACUUUCAGUAAUGCCGAAAAUUUGAAUAAUCCCGGAAAAUCCUUGUAUUUGUCAAAGGGUUGGCAGGAGCUGGGUUAAAAAUACCUUUUGACAGUUGACACACAUUUUCUUGUGAUAAAUCAAUAUAUUAUCUCGGCGAAAUCCCGAUGGUUUUUAGAAAUAGUUUUAGAUUUUUAGGGUGAGUAGAUGUAUUUGUUGACAAAGUGAAAAUGAAAUGGGGGCCCCACACUUGGAUUUGUCAAAGCUGUCUCGUGCUUUUGGCCUUGUGGGGUGUUUGUUGCGAAUUAGGUAACCCUUACCAAAUAUUAGGGGUGUCAAGAACAGCCUCUCAGCUGGAUAUAAGAAAGGCCUACAAACAGCUUGUUAAAGAAUGGCAUCCUGACAAGUCAAACCAUCCCAAUGCCGAGGAAAGAUUUGUAGAAAUAAAACAAGCUUAUGAGCUAUUGUGUGACCCUGAUAGAAGAAAAAGAUAUGAUAUCCAUGGGAUUACUGAGGAUGACUUUUAUAGAAGGCCAGACUAUGCACCUUUGCACACAAAUCAUCCCUUUGAGGAUAUUUUUGCCCAACACGGGGCCCAUUUCAAUUUCCAGGAGAAUGAUAUAACAUUUUUUCACAAGUUGUCCAUAACAACAAGGCAAUAUGAUAAAAUAAUUGUUCCAAAAAGCAGCACUAUACCUCACCUGAUAUUUUUCUACACCGAUUGGUGUUUUCAGUGUAUUCAAACUGCCCCUUAUUGUAGAAAAUUAGUAGAUUAUUUAGAGCCGCUAGGAAUAAAUUUCGUCACUGUCCAUUCUGGGAGAGAAAAGAAUUUGGGCAGACGAUUAAGUAUUCACACUUUACCUUGUUUAGUUUUGUUGUUAGAUGGAGAUAUAUUUGUUUAUAAGGAAACUAUCACUAGCAUUCAAAGGAUAAUAGAAUUUAUAAGAAAUAAAAUGCCGUAUAAAUUAGUAGCUAAAGUGACAUCUGAAGAUGUUGACGACUUUUUAAAUGGCUGGGAAGACAAUAGAGUUAGGGGACUAAUAUUUGAGCCCAGAAGUACAAUUAGAUUGCGAUAUUUGGUCACUGCCUUUCAUUUUAGACAUAGAGCAGCUUUUGGUUUUGUAGAUUCACAAGAAAUUAGAAAUAAGUAUCAAUUACCACAGGAUAUGGAUACUGUGUUGUUAUUUAAUGAAAAUACUUCCUACCCAAUGGCUAGCGUUUCUAUGAAAGACAUUCCCACACCAACCUUACAGCACAUUAUAUCGUCAAACCAGUACCUUUCUUUACCUAGAUUAUCGUCUCAAGCUGUUUUAGAAGCGCUAUGUCCCGAAGAGUUUAAUAAACCUAGAAAGAAGCUGUGCGUUGUUUUAGUAACAACGUCUUCUUCGUAUUAUCACCCUUACAGACAAUCAUUUAUGUAUUUUGCACAACAGUCGCCUUACAGUGUCGAAAAAGUGAGAUUUGUUUACAUUUAUUACGACAAACAGUCCGAGUUUGUUAAUUCUUUAGUGCCAGAAGGUGAAAUAAUACAGCCUUUAUUGCGCAUUGUGAUUUUGUGGAGAAGAGACACAUCUCAUAUUAGGUACGAAUGGGUACCAGGAAAAUGGGACUCAGUCAAAAAUAUGAGUGAUACUACCUCAGCGUUAGAAAAACUUAUUAGUAGAUCUUUAAAAUCUAACGAAAAUUUACCACACGAAGCAUUUGUUAAGGAUUUAUUAGACGAACAUGCUAGAGGAUUAGUUGGCAGAAUAUAUACUAGAAUAAUUCAAUUCGUAGAGACGACUUACGACGGUUUGACCAAAGAUCAAAUAUUAGCAUUACUUUCGAUACUGGGAACAAUAUUGUUUAUACUAGCAAUAGGUUAUUUCAUGGCGUAUUUAGUUCGAAUAGAAGAAGAGAGCAUUCAAAAGCAGAAAGCCAAAACAAGUAACGACAAUAACAACAGCGUCAAUACGUCAUACCAGCCUGAACUACGUUUACACGAAAUGCGAUCCGAAAGUUACAACGCUUUAGUUAGGUUACUGAAACCCGGUUGUCGUACUAUUGUUUUAGUGCUGGAUAUGCAGUCCAGACAACAGUUAAUUCCACCGUUUCAUAAGGCCGUGUGGCCAUAUAGAAAAAAUAAAACCUUAAUGUUUUCGUAUAUGUACAUUGAAAGAGGCCUUAAAUGGUAUAAGGAGCUGCUUCAGCUAUCUUUACCUGAAGAGAGAGAACUGAAUAUCAAUCCAAGGAAUUGUGUCGGUACGGUUCUCUCUAUAAACGGACAUAGAAAAUAUUUCUGUGUGUUUCAUGCUAAACACAUGGAAAAAACGAAGAAGAAAGCUAAAAAUGGGCCAACGCCAAAAGUGGCUGAGAUUGACUGCGAAAGUGGGGCUUUUAUAGGAUUUAAUUCUGAUAGCUCAGACUCCGAUGACGGCGUCCUCUUGCAAGGAGCUCUUCUAGACGGCUUCUCCAACUGGUUAGACCGAUUAUUCGAAGGCACUACCCAGCGUUUUCACGUUAACUAUUGGCCGGAAUUUCCUAUUAAAUAAAUUUAAAUAUAGCUUAAAUAUCAUAUGGUUCAUCAUUUUAAGGGGACACUGUAUGAAGCUUAGAAGAGCCGCAUGCAGAAAAUGUCCUAUACAAGUGUAUUUGUUAUAAUACACAGCUAAUACAGCUUGACCAGAAACAUGUCGGUAUGUUUUUAUUAAAGAUUGAGGUUAGGAAAUGUUGGUAUGUGGAUUUUGUUGGAAAGAUUUUUUGGUAUUAGUCUUUAAUUGUUGAAUAUAUGUUUUUAUCCUGUUGGUAUUAUUUUCGAACAGGACGGUGUCCUAGAAGCUUGUUAAGAAAAUUAUUGGUUACAAGAAGUGCAGUUUGGUUUCUAAAAUACUUUUAAUACUGAUAUUUAUUUUAGAAAACAAUCGUAUGUCUUCGUGCAGCUCAUUUAUUGUUAAAUCUCACAGAGAUCCAGGAUAUGGUAUAUGUACAUCUUGAAAUAAGAUGUUUAAAACCGGCUGUACAUUUCGAUUAACAUGACCAAUUUUUUCUUUUUAGGAAUAGGUUGUAAUUUUAAUUGUAAUUUAGAAUAAAUUGUUUCCAAUUUGAUACACCAAUUGUUAUUUAUGCAGUAUAGUUUGCUAUAUAUUCAUUUUGAACUGUUAAAUUGUAUAUAAUUGUACUAGGAUAACAUCUUGACAGUGAAGACACUUCCUU